Sinocyclocheilus anshuiensis is the source of this 2120-nucleotide messenger RNA. Its product is annotated as prostaglandin E2 receptor EP4 subtype-like. Bases 364 to 1827 code for a protein of 487 amino acids. The transcript is spliced from 2 exons. The record is from RefSeq and is a predicted model, not a curated record. NCBI's taxonomy places the organism in Eukaryota, Metazoa, Chordata, Actinopteri, Cypriniformes, Cyprinidae. Gene Ontology annotation, molecular function: prostaglandin E receptor activity. Gene Ontology annotation, cellular component: plasma membrane. Gene Ontology annotation, biological process: positive regulation of cytosolic calcium ion concentration; negative regulation of inflammatory response; inflammatory response.
UAGGCUAAUCAAAUCACAGCAUUAUUGUUAUUAUUUGCCUUUCAUACAUUUGGACAUAAUGAGCAAUAGAGAAAGAUAUUGAUCUGCAAAAUAAUGCAGUUAAACAUGCAACACAGUUGCCACUACAGCAAUUCCUCACAGAAUUGAACUUGCUAUAAUAAGCCACACACCUGCGUUUACUAUCAGCUAUUUCUGACUGCAUGGGAUUGCAGGUGACGUCACUCUUUAAAGCUGACAUCACACAGUGGGUAGAGGAGCUGUGGGUUUCUAUAAAAGCAGUGACACCUAUGAGAUGCGCGUAAACGUAAGAGGUAAACCGCGAGUCCGUUCAUUAGGCUAAUUAUUGAGUGAAUCCAAGCACUUAUGAAAAAGCAAAGUGUAGACUUUCAGUUUGUGGAAGCACUUGUCAACCUAUCAGAAAUGAAUGAUUCACUGCUGAACGUGGGUUUGAAUGUGUCAGAAGCCAACAGCUCGUCUCAUGCCUUGAGUCUGGACUAUCGCUCUCUCAUCACUUCGGCCACUAUGUUUGGCGUCGGGGUCCUCGGAAACCUCGUGGCGAUCGUGGUGCUUUGCAUCUCCAAAAAGGAGCAGAAGGAGACCACCUUCUACACUCUGGUGUGCGGGAUGGCCAUCACGGACUUGCUGGGCACCUGUUUCACUAGUCCGGUGGUCAUCGCCACAUACAUCGUGGGCAGGUGGCCAGGCGGAGCGCUCCUGUGCCAUUUCUUCUCCUUCUCCAUGCUGUUCUUCGGAUCGGCUGGCAUGUCUAUUCUGUGCGCAAUGUCAGUGGAGAGAUAUCUGGCCAUAAACCACGCGUACUUCUACUCGCAGCAUGUGGACCGGGCUAUGGCUCGGUUCGCGCUGAUGGCGACGUACCUGGCGAAUAUCGUGCUGUGCAUCUUGCCCAGUUUUGGUUUCGGAAAGCACACGAGACACUUUCCCGGAACUUGGUGCUUCUUGGACUGGCGCGCCAUGGACUCCGUCGGCGCUUCGUACACGUUUCUGUACGGAGGUUUCAUGCUGCUGUUGAUCGCCGUUACCGUCAUGUGUAAUUUUGCCGUGUGUCGUUCACUGGUCGGGAUGAGUAAAAUGAGUCGCAUGGUGAGGGCAGAGGUAUCCGGACACACAGGCUCCAGGCGCAGCUUCAGAUUAACAUCUGCAGCGGAGAUCCAGAUGUUCUGGCUGUUAAUUUUCAUGACCAUCGUGUUCCUGAUAUGCUCCAUCCCUUUAGUGGUGCGCAUCUUUGUCAACCAGCUGUACGAUCCGGCUUACAUAUCAUCAGGCAAAAGUCCAGACUAUCGCAGUGAUCUCCUGGCCAUUAGAUUCGCCUCCUUCAACCCUAUCCUGGAUCCAUGGGUGUAUAUUCUGUGCAGGAAAAACCUAUUAACCAAGGGUUGCACACGACUCAAACGUAAUAUUAGACUGAGGAAAGGGGAUCAUAGUCGUGUUUUGGGUUGGAUGGAUGGUCAGCACUCACCUCCGUCAUUUGCUCAAAGCAAUUGCACAAGUUAUGCGUCAUUGCGCACGGCCAUCUGUAGAAAUGACGUAGGUAAACAGACCAGCACGAACACUAAAUCUUAUGUGGACUUAACCCUUCGCCAGGCAUGGGACUUUGAUACAGCUCUGGCUGAGUUUCAUCCCUUCAGCGUCGAGCAAAACGGUGUCAUGGGGUUUGAUGAAGAUGAAGGAGAAUCAAGCCCCACACUCCUUGCCAAGACUGCUGUGGCACUACCAAACACUCAAAUAUUAGAAAAUAAGGCUGAAAUAGUAACCUACACUUUCAGUACACCUAGUUCAUGUGUAUCAGAAAAGUGCCUGAGACAGUGACCUAGAUGCCAAUCUAGAUUUAUUCUUUAAAGCACUGUGAGAAAAAAAAGACUUGUUCUUUUGUCUGUGUUAGUUUACAUUCACUAAUAAUUCUGUGAAUUUGCUUUAUUUAGGAAUCUGGAAUGAUCCAACUUUAGGAUUAAACCAUAAGAGGAGGCACUACGUUUAGUCAGAUAACAUGGGUGUGUUUUAUGUGUGGAUAUGGAUAUGUUGCUUCCUUCUACCGUGCUGUGCCAUGCUACAUGCUGGGUUGUACUUGACUGUGACUUGUAAAACUGUGAAUAAUUUAUUAA